Molecule: messenger RNA, 1438 nt
Organism: Pygocentrus nattereri (red-bellied piranha)
Lineage: Eukaryota; Metazoa; Chordata; Actinopteri; Characiformes; Serrasalmidae
Gene: slc52a3-2a
Product: riboflavin transporter 2
Exons: 3
Coding region: 24-1373 (449 amino acids)
Biological process (GO): riboflavin transport
Cellular component (GO): plasma membrane
Molecular function (GO): riboflavin transmembrane transporter activity
Source: RefSeq, a predicted model, not a curated record
UCUGCACCAAAGAGAGAUCCAACAUGUCUCUGCUCACUCAUGUGUUGGCUUGUCUGUUUGGCAUGGGAUCCUGGGUGACCAUCUGUGGGCUUUGGGUUGAGCUGCCACUCAUCGUGCCUCAGGUUCCUGAAGGCUGGUACCUUCCCUCCUACCUCUCGGUCCUGAUCCAAGUGGCUAACAUCGGACCUCUGUUUGUCACUUUGAUGCACCGAUUCCAGCCAGGAAAGCUCAAUGAAGUUGCUGUCAUCUACGUCAUUGUCAGUUUUGGGAUGCUGGCAAGCCUUCUCCUGGGUUUCUUUUGGAAGGAAACAGUCAUGGUACAAGGAGUUCAGCGCAGUGUUCCUCUCCUGCUUCUAACCUUCUUCAUCUCCAUAGUGGACUGCACCUCGUCUGUAACUUUCCUGCCCUUCAUGAUGCAGCUGAAGCCAGAGUAUCUCACCACCUAUUACAUAGGUGAAGGGUUAAGUGGCCUUGUUCCAGCCAUAGUGGCUCUGAUUCAGGGAGUGGGUGUCAUGCAUUGUGUCAACGGCACUCAGAACCUAAAUCUCAAUGAGGCGGCACAGCUCCAAGGCAGGAAUGAGUCAGUGGAACCCCUUGACUACCUCGUACCACUCUACCUACCUGCCAAGUUCUCAGCUGAGGCCUUCUUUUUCUUUCUGGCAGCCAUGGUACUUGUUUGCUUGGUGGCCUUCCUACUUUUGAACCACCUUCCAGCUGUGACUCGAGAGCGUUCCGUCAGCCGGAGCCGCCGUGGCGUCGGCGCAAGGAAUGCGAUCGCUCUAGAGCGGAAACAUAUGAUGGAUUCCCUGAAAGAUGAACAGAAGAUCGACAGCAAGUUUGGAACAGGAACAUACAGCUGGCCACAAGUAGUGUACAUCUUCGUCAUCCUGGCCUGGGCAAAUGCUCUGACCAACUCGGUGUUGCCAUCCAUUCAGUCCUACUCAUGCCUGCCUUAUGGAAACCAAGCCUAUCAUUGGUCAGCCACUAUGGCCUCUGUAGCAAACCCUGUGGCUUGCUUCAUUGCCAUGUUCUACUCCCAAAGGUCGUUGGUGCUGAUGGGUUUUCUAAGUGGCUUUGGUUCACUUAUUGGGAUGUAUAUCAUGGGCAUGGCAGUGCUGAGCCCCUGCCCGCUGCUGGUCAAAAACACCACUGGAAUUGUUCUAAUAGUGGCAGCCUGGACCGUCUUUGUUCUCACACUGUCCUAUGUGAAGGUAAUGGUUGCAGUGAUCCUGCGUGAUGAAGGCCACAGCGCCCUGGUCUGGUGUGGAGCAGUAGUGCAGUUGGGGUCGAUGCUGGGGGCUGUUAUAAUGUUCCCUUUAGUCAACGUGUACAGCUUGUUCUCCUCAGGAGACCCAUGUAACACUAAGUGCUGAUGUAAAAAAAAGUCUGCUGGAUGUUUGAGUCCACCUUUACCAUUAAACCGACUGUUUAUUUUUAA